CAAAGCCAAAAAGAAUGGCUAAAGAAUGGUCUCAGCGCGGCUACGAGAGUUCUGUUCUUGCGUCUCGUUACAUUGACUUCCGGCCAAAGCCACCGGCGCAACUGGCUGACAGGAUCGUGGAAUUUCUGAAAGAGAAGUAUACUGGAGAUUUGUCCUUAUGUGUGGACGCGGGAUGCGGAAGUGGCCAGUGCUCUCUACUUUUAUCUUCGCAUUUUCAAAAAGUUCUUGCCACAGACAUCAGUGCCUCUCAGAUUGAAGUAGCCAAAUCCCGAAAUCAUCCUUCCAACAUCGAAUUCGUAGCCAGUCCUGCAGAGCAGUGCCCUGUCGAAGACGGAUCGGUACAGCUCGUUAAUGCCUGCGUUGCCGCCCAUUGGUUCGACCUUCCGGCCUUUUUCAAGGAGUCAGACAGAAUUUUAUGCUCAAACGGUAUUGUCGCCAUCGCAGCCUAUGUCCCUUUGCUGGAGUUCGUUCACCCUACCGCGUCGGAAGAGCUCGGAGAAGCCAUGAAAUUGUUUUACAGAGUUCGUCUUCGCGAUUAUUGGGCUAAAGGAGUCAGCAUUGUAGAUAAUGAGUACAAAUCCAUUACCAUUCCGUAUGAAGACUUUGUCCGAGAGGUAUUUUAUGUCGACGAAUGUCGAAAGCUGUCCGAUUUGAUGAACUUCUUCUCGUCGUGGUGCAUAUACAACAAUUACUGUGAAGUCAACGGAGAAGCAGCUGGAAAAGGAAUUCUGGAGGAAUUUGCAAACAACUGCCUGAAAGCCUUAGGAUCUACUCAGGAACCGCACGAGGUUGACAUCAAUUUCAAAUUCAAAUAUGUUCUUCUAAUGGCACACAAACCUUGAACUGAAAUUUCUUUUACCUUUAAAUUUUCCAUCCACAGUAGUCACUUUGGUUAGAAAAUUGGUACUUAUAGCCAAUAGUUUUCCACUAUAGCCUGCCUGUGCACCUUUUUUUGGUCACGCAUUUCUAAUACUCAAUCCUGUAUAAGAUCAAUUCUGUUUUUCACUUUCUCCUUCGUGAAAUACAAAAUAGCGACAAUCUA
Molecule: messenger RNA, 1042 nt
Organism: Daphnia pulex (common water flea)
Lineage: Eukaryota; Metazoa; Arthropoda; Branchiopoda; Diplostraca; Daphniidae
Product: putative methyltransferase DDB_G0268948
Exons: 6
Coding region: 15-842 (275 amino acids)
Molecular function (GO): S-adenosylmethionine-dependent methyltransferase activity
Source: RefSeq, a predicted model, not a curated record